AUGCGUGUUCGCAAGGACCUCUACGGCUGGACUGCUUUGCGAUAUGCCGUGCGUGCGGACAAAGUGAAGGCGGCCAAGGCCUUGAUUGAGGGUGGAGCUGACAUGAACAUCCCCAGCAAAUCUGGGCGAACUCCGCUAAUGUCAGCAGCGUCCAACGGCAUUGCUGAUAUGGUGAAGCUUCUGCUGGAUUCGGGUGCUGACCCCAAGGUCAAGAAUGAGGGGGGCUACACAGCCUACGAGCUCUCGCUGCGUGGCGGUGAAACAGGAUGUGAAGAAUGCAGACAGAUGCUGCAAGAAGCUUCGUGA
This is a messenger RNA of Cladocopium goreaui, 306 nucleotides long. Lineage: Eukaryota; Dinophyceae; Suessiales; Symbiodiniaceae. The record is from the annotation of a GenBank genome assembly.